Molecule: messenger RNA, 402 nt
Organism: Sciurus carolinensis (gray squirrel)
Lineage: Eukaryota; Metazoa; Chordata; Mammalia; Rodentia; Sciuridae
Gene: Spmip10
Product: testis expressed 43
Exons: 3
Coding region: 1-402 (133 amino acids)
Biological process (GO): flagellated sperm motility
Source: RefSeq, a predicted model, not a curated record
AUGGCUUCAGGAAAAGACACUGAUCCAACCUCACCUAAACUAGCCAAUGUCUGCUCUGAUGAGAAUUCAUAUGAUCCUGCUAAUAAGUAUGAUACUCAUUUGCCACGGUUUUCAUUAAAGCAAGGGAUGAUCCCAGCACGUUAUGUCAUGCCUUGGAAAGAAAAUAUGGAAUUCAGAAAAGUGAAUCUGAAGCAAGCAGAAGCAUGUGGGAUCUAUACAGGACCACUAGAAGACUCUCUCUUUUUGGAUCACAGUGAAAGGCUUUGCCAUGGGGAAGAUCGCCAAGUUGUCUUGAAGAAAGGCCCACCAGAAGUAAAAAUUGCAGAUAUGCCUUUGCAUUCGCCUCUCUCCAAAUACCAAAGCACUGUGAUCUCCCAUGGCUUCAGGAGGCGACUAGUCUGA